This is a messenger RNA of Epinephelus moara (kelp grouper), 2443 nucleotides long. Its product is annotated as protein phosphatase PTC7 homolog. NCBI's taxonomy places the organism in Eukaryota, Metazoa, Chordata, Actinopteri, Perciformes, Serranidae. The record is from RefSeq and is a predicted model, not a curated record. Bases 345 to 1238 code for a protein of 297 amino acids. The transcript has 6 exons.
CCGUAUGUACUCGCAGCUCUCUGUCCGGUACACAGUGGAAACAUGUCGGGAAGGAGGGAACCCAGCGGAGGAACUGCGUUCAUGAAACCUACACCUGAGACAUAAACUGACCGUUAAUCAGUCCGGACGGACGGUGGGGUGUUAGCCGAGUUAGCAACCGCCGGGGCCACGUUACUAAUUCACGGAAGCGGGCCGGUCACGAGCGAAUGGACGGAUAAAGACCAACAGCCGGGGCUCGAUCAGAAGAAGUAGCCCAGCAGGCAGGCGGCCGGGGCCGGGCAGAGAAAGAAGAAGGGACAGUGUGUGUGUGCUCGAAACAAGACUGGGUUGCUGCUUGCUAGGGGAUGUUAUCCGUACUGUCUUAUGGCAGACUGGUAGCCAGGGCUGUCCUGGGCGGACUCUCUCAAACGGACGGUCGGGACUACAGCCUGAUCACCGCCAGUUAUGGCUUCGGUAAAGACUUUCGGAAGGGGAUCCUGAAGAAAGGGAUGUGCUACGGUGAUGAUGCCUGCUUCAUUGCGCGGAACAGGAACGCAGACGUUUUGGGUGUUGCAGAUGGCGUAGGUGGUUGGCGUGACUACGGCGUCGACCCGUCUCAGUUCUCAGCCACGUUAAUGAGAACCUGCGAGCGACUGGUGAAGGAGGGACGCUUCACUCCCAGUAACCCAGUGGGUAUCCUUACAUCUGGCUACUAUGAGCUUCUACAGAACAAAGUUCCCCUGCUAGGGAGCAGCACAGCUUGUAUCGUGAUUCUGGAUCGACGGAGUCACCGGUUACACACAUGUAACCUGGGUGACUCAGGCUUCUUGGUGGUUCGGGGAGGAGAGGUGGUUCAUCGCUCAGACGAGCAACAGCACUAUUUUAACACGCCCUUCCAGCUGUCAAUCGCUCCCCCCGGAGCUGAAGGGGUGGUGCUCAGCGACAGCCCUGAAGCAGCUGACAGCUCCUCCUUCGACGUGCAGCUCGGUGACAUCAUCCUGACGGCAACCGACGGCCUCUUUGAUAACAUGCCAGACUAUAUGAUUCUGCAGGAGCUCAAAAAACUCAAGACUACCAACUAUGACAGCGUCCUGCAGACUGCACAGAGUAUUGCAAAGCAAGCUCACGACCUUGCCUACGACCCCAAUUACAUGUCCCCUUUUGCACAGUUUGCCUGUGACAAUGGCCUGAAUGUAAGAGGAGGGAAGCCAGAUGAUAUCACGGUGCUGCUGUCCAUUGUGGCUGAAUACACAGACUAAAAAGUGUGUCUGAGAGUGUGUGUGUGCUUCUCUGGGGCUGACCCUCCCUUCCCGUCUGCCUAAGUCUUCCACCUGCAGCCCUCCCAAAAAUGCACUGCAUCCUGUGGGCUGACAGGGGAGGCUCACCAACGACGACACACACUCCUUGCUGCGGGGCCGACGUCCACCCGUGUACAUUUUUUGUUUUCUUCCUCUGUUGUUGUUUUGGUGCUUGAACGGUUGAGGGGAAUCAGGCAGCUAGGACAUUUUCAUGUUGAUCAUGAGGCAGGAGGAGUUGAGCACGACGGGCUGAGGGAUGUCUUUCAGUCGCUUGUGUCUGAAUGUGUCGCAUCAACACUUUUUAGGUGUCUGGGAGACAGCCCGGGACAGAUCGGCUUAAAAGGGGCUUUAAAACCUGGUAGCCCUUGUGUACAAAAAAGUGAUAUAAUAAGAGGAGUAAGCCAAGUUUGGGAUUUUUGGGAGAGUAGUGAUAGAGUAUUGAACCUGGCUAGCUGUCUCUGUUGCUCCAGUUGUUAAUCUGUUCCUUGUUGUUAAUGUGUUUGAACAAAGCAAAUGUAUGGACUGAGAAAGCGGAUGUCAGUAAUGGAUGGGUGUUAUUAGAGAAUGAGAUUCAAGAAUGGGCUUUCAGUUUCUUGGGAAUGUGAACGUUGAAAGAGCGAACUGCUCCGAUCAAAGAAACCUGUAAAGGGAAACCAUAACACAUGUUAGAGCUUACACGUGAAGGCUAAUCAGUUUUCGUCACUUGGCAGGGGGGAAUCUGUCGGACCGCACAUCCCGAUAAGUUGUAAAUAUUUUUGUGUUUUUAGGGCUUCGUUCCGGCCUUUCUGUUGUCUUCGCUUCGGCUGCUGAAGCAAAGAGCUAUUUCGUUACUAUCGUGGAGGAUGUACACAUGCAUUCAUAAAUAUAUUUUCUUGUAUAGAUGUUAAUCUUGAAGUGAGCUUUAUCAAUCCCACACUUCCACUGGCUGAAAUGAACAAGAAGGUCUUUGCUGAGAUUGAUCGCUGCAACACGUGUGGUAGGGAGGAUGUUUUAAAAAAAAAAAAAGUGUGAGUGUGUGUGGUACACAUGUGAGUUAUUGGGAUGUGUGGCGUACUUAAUGUUAAUAUUUGUUAUCUUGUCUCACAAAGCUAAAGCUAGCAUCUGGGAAUGCUUACUAUUGCAAUGAUAGGUCAGGCGUGUGUUUAAAGGAAGAGAUGUAUUUUUUU